UGCAUGAUUGUGAAGUGUUAACACUUAUCUGCAAUCAAAGGCGUAUAAAGAUUGGAAGAGUAUUUACAGUAAAUUUAUGACUACUUUUAAAACCGGUUUACACUAAAUUAAUUUAUAUUAAGUUCCUUAAGAAAAUUCAAUCUGUUGGAACUUAUUACAUACAAAUACAGGAUAUUAGCAUUUGGGAUAAUAAAGAGGAUUCUAACAAACGUUUUUUUUUUUAUUGUACGUACGAGGAUUUAUAACUGAGAUGGGAUCAUAACAUGAGUUUCUGAUAUAUAAGAUAUAAGGAUAUAAAGACCUCUCAGCUGUGAAUAGUAAAUAAUGCAGGGUCUUUGGCUCUUCAAACUAUUUUUGUUAUGUAUCUUGAAAACAAAGAGUGUAUAUGGAGAAACAUUUAUAUUUCCAACGAAUUUCUCAGACACUGUUGCACAGUACAGUACUAUUAGUGCAACAAGUACUUGCUCUACUGGCGGAACAUAUAACUGCAAUUCGGCAUGUCCUAACAGAAAUACAUUUCCAACUUCUCAAGCUCCUUUAAAGAAUCUACCUGCAAACUGCAAGGGAUUGAGUUCCAGUGAAUAUCCAAGCAGCAGUGCAGCUAAUACAGCAAAUGGAACUGUUAAGUUCAAUGGUAACACAAACGAUUGUGUAAUCGAAGAACCUGUUACGUCUAGUAGUCAAAAAUACUUUGCAGUUACAGCAUGGAUUAAAGUUUCCUGCAGUAGUACUUGUGAGAUAUUAAGUAUUGACCAAAAUGGACUGCGAUUGGAAUAUAGGAGUUCAAAAUUUAACUUGGGCAACACAGAAGGAGCUAUUGCCUCGUCAUCGCAAUGGUAUUUGGUUGUCAUCAGGUAUGACGGGACGCUGUCAUGGUUUGUAAACAAUGCAAAACAGACAGAUAUAUCGUUUACGGGAAGCGGAACACACACCUUAAAACUUGGACCAAAAACUAAUCUGACUACCCUAGAUACAAUUAGCAUGGUAGACGCUCGCUGGUAUUCCGACUCCCUCACAGACAGGGAAGUCGAUUCUUUGUACAUCGGAACAUUUAAAAGAAUCAUCUUAAUGUCGGAUUGUAGAUGCCCAGUAACACAUCCAACCUUGGUACAAGAUACAUUACCGGUGCAGAAUAUGAAAUGUAAAAAUGGUGAUAGCAUAGAAGUGUUACGACUAGGUACAAGCGUUCACAUUCCAGAAUACAUGACUGACAAAGAUAAUUCAACAUCAUGGAUCUCUGAAAAUGAAAAGAACAUCAAUGUAACGCUGACGCUGAAAAACCAGUUCCAGAUAAAAAGUAUUUCUGUCAACGGUAUCAAGAAUGCACCCACUAGCCUACAAGUCAUAUUGUUCAUUGGCACGACAGAAAACAGGGUUCUUAACUUCAAGUCAUCUUGUGGUGGAAAUGCUGGACACUGCGAUUCGCUCAAUACCAGUUCAAGCGGUGAAUCUUUUUCAUAUAAUUUUGAUCCGAGUUCAGUAAAAAAGCGAACAGAAUAUCAAGAGUUGAUCGCUGAUAAAAUUGUUGUGCAGGCAAUGUUUUCUGCAAAGAGCUAUUUCACUGUGAGUGAACUGAAACUGGAGGCAAGAUGCAACUGCUUUGGACAAGACCAAGGUUGUUCCAUCUCACAAGGCAAUUACACAUGCAAUUGUAUCUCAUCUUCUGAAACAACCAGCAAACAUUGUGACCAAUGUAAGGACGAGUUCUAUCGUUCAACUGAUGACUUUAAAUGUGGAAACUCUUGUAGCUGCAACACAACUGGUAGAUUAGAUAACAUAUGCGACCAGGUUGGUGGACAAUGCAAAUGUCGCGCAAACAUUGAAGAUCGACAGUGUACAAAAUGCAAACAUAACACAGGAGGCUUUAGUAGUAGCGGGUGUACUGCAUGCCCUUGUAAUCCUGAGGGUAUAACCAGUUGCAGUGAUAGUCUUACCUGCAUCUGUAAACAAAAUGUAGAAACCACUACUGGUAAUUGCGCAACAUGUUUACCAAACUAUUAUGAUAUUACAAAAUCUUCUGGCUGCACAUUCUGUGAUUGCGAUGCUUCAGGCACAAUGGAUGUGGAACCCAACUGUAAUAAUAACACUGGGAAAUGUGAAUGUAAAGUUAAUGUACAAGGUCAGAAAUGCAGCGCCUGUAAAGAUACAUAUUUUGGUUUGUCCGCGGACAAGGAAGCUGGUUGUGAGAACUGUUCAUGUAACAUUGUCGGAUCAGAGUCCUUGACGUGUAAUAAUGUCACUGGUCAAUGUCCGUGUGUUGAUGGAAAGGAUCACAACGAUGAUGGGAACAGGCAGUGUAUACCUGGUGAAUUGAAAUUAGAACCAAGUUUUGGGCCAAUAGCCGGAGGCACAUUGUUGACAUUGACAGGAACAUUACUUGGUAUGAAAGCACAAGUUGCUCUUAAGCUUGAUGGAGAACAACAAAGAGAAGUUAACAGAAGCCUGACAUUUAUUAUCUUCAAGACAAAGAAUUUUACAGAAGGUGAAAAAUCAUUAUCUCUUACAUGGACAAAUCUAGGUAAAACGUAUCGUGAUGAGAGAUUUGAAAGAGAAACAGGAAGCUUCACAUACAGGAAAAAUCCGCAGCUCAUUGUACCGACAGCGCCAGUCAGGAGUUUUUCAAGCGGCGGCUGCACACUUCGACUACUAGGCAGUAACCUGGACAGCGUGGCUUAUCCAAAGAUGCGAGUGUACCUGAACAAAGGGCUUGAGGCAGAAUCAGUCUGCUCCUCGGAGCCUGCUGGAUUGUAUUGCCAAACACCAAUGGUCGAUCAAGUUGGUACAAACCUGACUCUUUCAUACGGCUUCGGACUGGACGGAGUUACAACGUUCGAGAAUGUUUCUAGAACAUAUGGAACAAUGUUGAUGGUUGUUGCCGACCCUGUAGUUUACGUCAGUAAUUCGGAAACAUUCAGGAACACGUUUGACAAAGUCUUCAAAAUAAAGGUAGCUUUAUUUAAAUGGUUUACACUGGUUUAUAUUCUUGUACCUUUUUGA
Messenger RNA from Mercenaria mercenaria, 2997 nucleotides. Its product is annotated as usherin-like. Bases 325 to 2997 code for a protein of 890 amino acids. The transcript has 16 exons. The record is from RefSeq and is a predicted model, not a curated record. Gene Ontology annotation, cellular component: laminin trimer. Gene Ontology annotation, molecular function: extracellular matrix structural constituent. NCBI's taxonomy places the organism in Eukaryota, Metazoa, Mollusca, Bivalvia, Venerida, Veneridae. Gene Ontology annotation, biological process: basement membrane assembly; substrate adhesion-dependent cell spreading; cell migration.